Molecule: messenger RNA, 288 nt
Organism: Cylindrotheca closterium
Lineage: Eukaryota; Bacillariophyta; Bacillariophyceae; Bacillariales; Bacillariaceae
Source: the annotation of a GenBank genome assembly
AUGAAGCAAUCAUUGGAAAGAGAAAGCAGCUGGGCUAAAUUGGACGUGAAUGACAGCCCCAUUAACAAAAGAGGUGCCAUGAAGGCUUUGCCCACAUUGGACGAGAACCGAUCCAACAAAUCUAUUGGAAGAAUGGACGAAGCUGCAGGAUUUCAAUCAACGUCACAAGUCACUCCUACUCCACAAGAUUCUGAAUCAAAGAAAGGACGAAGGGAACAUAUGAAAAAGAUGUCCAGUUGGGCAUGUUUGGGGUUCGAUGAUCUUGAUCUUGAUGGCCUUUGUGCGUAA